Drosophila innubila is the source of this 4952-nucleotide messenger RNA. RefSeq names its product collagen alpha-1(XVIII) chain (gene Mp). Bases 427 to 3504 code for a protein of 1025 amino acids. NCBI's taxonomy places the organism in Eukaryota, Metazoa, Arthropoda, Insecta, Diptera, Drosophilidae. The transcript is spliced from 24 exons. The record is from RefSeq and is a predicted model, not a curated record.
CUGUCUUGUGACGUUCAGCCAGUUGGUCGUUUCGUAGGCGGGCACCAACACACGCGAAUUUUCUGCCAACGGUAUUCAGGCGUGCCAUUGCCUGCCAUGUGAAGUGAACUGAAUGAAUAGCAAAAUCUUUAGAUAUAUUUAAAGUUUAUUAAAAGAAAAAAAAAGAAAAGAAAAAAACAAAGUGAAGUCUAAGUCAACGAUAACGUCAGUCGCAUCCGCAUCCGUAUCUUCUCGCAGCCAGUGAAAGGCGCAUGACAGCGGAACGGAAUCGGAAUCGGAUUCGGAAGUUGGUGCCCAAAACUAUGCAGCAUUAGAGACUAGAGAAAGAGCAAACAGAGAUUGCGAAAUCUACGUAAAUUGGAGAUUUAGAAAUAUACACGUUCAAAUACAUACAUCUAUUGGAGCUGAGCAUUCUGAUUCAACAAAAUGCGUUCAAUUCUGCUUAUCCUGUGUCUAACGCUUUCACACGUCUACCCGGUCCUGUGUAACAUAGAACUAAACGGACAGACUAUAAAAGAUGCUCUUGGUGAAUACAUGCUGAUGGAUAUCAUGAACAAUAAUCAUUACACGGGCAUUGAGUUCACGGAGGCAGAGGAUGGCUUUCCAGCCUUUAGAUUUCUUUCCACGGCAGAUGUAAAAUCACCAUACCAAGUGUUGUUACCCGAGAAGCUAUCCGAAUUUGCCAUAUUAAUCACAUAUCGGCAGAGUUCUCUCAAGGGCGGCUACUUGUUUAGCGUCGUAAGCGCAUUGGACCGGGUGGUGCAACUGGGUGUCCAUUUAUCGCCGGUGGUCAAGAAUAGCUACAACGUAACGCUCGUUUAUGCGCAGCCCGAUGAAUUAGCGGGCCGUAGACUGGCCAGCUUUCCGGUUACCCACGUGCCGGACAAAUGGAAUACAAUUGCGUUUCAGGUAUUCAGCGAUAAGGUGGUUUACUACUACGAUUGUAAGCCAGUCAACACGACGAUAAUUGUAAGAGAUCCCCUUGAAUUGGUCUUCGCCUCAGCGGCAACACUUUACAUUGGCCAGGCUGGAUCCAUAGUUCGUGGUAACUUUGAGGGAUUUCUAGAAAAAAUCUAUGUUUAUGGCAAUCCAGAUGCCAUAAGCAUCCAAUGCAUGGCGCCCCCAAAACCAACGGCGGCAGUGCAAAUGGAAAUGGACAAUGAAAUUGAUUCCGAUUGGGACUCGAAUAAUAUAACUGAAACAGAAUUAGACUCGAGUCCCCCGCCUGAUGAGCCAGCUGUUGAUGAGGAUGAUAUUACCAAUGAGAGUUUUUGGAACUUAGCCAAUGGCGAGGCAACUGACAAUUACGAUGGCAGUGAGAUGCAGCCCCCUGGACAGACACAGUAUAUGCACGAGAGACCAUAUCGUGGCAUCAAGGGAGAGAGGGGUGAACGAGGGCCAAAGGGCGAUAGUAUACGCGGUCCACCAGGACCUCCAGGUCCGCCUGGUCCCAAAGGUGACUCGCCUGCGUAUCCACCCUUUGUGGAGGCACCAAGUCCGGGGGCUAAAUACACUGGCGAAUGUACAUGUAAUGCGUCUGAUAUCCUGGAGGCCAUCAAGGACAAUGAAACGCUACGUGAAACGCUGCGCGGUCCGCCCGGUUCACAGGGCAGGGAUGGAAAGACAGGUGCCCCUGGACUUACCGGUGCCACUGGCGUAACUGGCGCUCGUGGCCCGGAAGGCAUCCAGGGGGAGAAGGGCGAGCCAGGCGUCGACGGUAUGCCCGGCGUCAUGGGUCCAACAGGACCUCCGGGCCCGCCUGGCUUGCCGGAGAGUUACGAUGAAUCCUUAAUGGGCAACUCUAUGGGCAGUCUGCGUAGUUCCACGGCCACACAGGCAGGACCUAAAGGAGCGUCCGGCGAUAAAGGUGAACCCGGACGUCCAGGAGAUCGCGGUGAAAAGGGUCACAAAGGUGCUCACGGACCCGCCGGACCCAAGGGUGAGCCCGGUGCCCCAGGCCUACCCGGACUGGCAGGACAACCCGGCGAUGGCAACGGCACCAAAGGCGAACGCGGCGAGAAAGGAGAGAAGGGAAUGCGUGGCAGAAGAGGAGGCAGUGGCGCAGCUGGACCAAUUGGACCACCUGGCAAACCUGGACCCACUGGUGAUAUUGGACACUCGGGACGUCCUGGAGCGACUGGACCCAAGGGUGACAUGGGCAUGAAAGGUGUCAAAGGCGAUGCCGGUGGACGUGAAGGAGCAAAGGGUGAGAAGGGAGACAGGGGCAGUGAUGGACGCGAUGGUUUGCCAGGACCACCUGGUUUACCUGCGUCAAGUGGUGGCGGUGAUGGUGAUGGCAGUGGAGUGCAGUAUAUACCAAUGCCAGGUCCACCCGGACCGCCUGGACCACCAGGUAUGCCAGGAUUAUCGAUCACUGGACCAAAAGGCGAAGCCGGCAUGGAUUCACGUGGUAGCUUCUUUGGAGAUGCCUCCUACUACGGUCGACCAGAGCCACCUCGUCAGACGGCCCACUCGCAUAAGCAAGAGGAGUACCCUGCCAUUGCCAUGGGAAUGGGAAUGGGCAUGGGAGAAGGCGAGGAGUUGCCAUACUAUUCCGCAUCAUCAUCGAAUAUGAGAAUCGUGCCAGGUGCAGUCACCUUCCAAAACAUUGAAGAAAUGACAAAGAAAUCGGCUUUCAGCCCACCGGGAACCCUGGCGUACAUAACCGAGGAGGAGGCGAUGCUUGUGCGCGUCAACAAGGGCUGGCAAUACAUAGCGCUGGGCACACUGGUGCCAAUUGCAACGCCAGCACCGCCCACCACAGUGGCACCAUCAUUGCGAUUUGACUUGCAAUCGAAAAACCUGCUAAAUAGUCCACCUCCAUUGCUCAACACACCAACGUUUACAACCGCGCCCGAAUACGAAACGUGGUAUCCGCGCAUGCUUCGCGUGGCGGCCCUCAAUGAGCCCUAUGUUGGGGAUUUACAGGGCAUUCGGGGCGCGGACUUUGCCUGUUAUCGUCAAGGCCGUCGUGCCGGUCUGUUGGGCACCUUCAAGGCGUUCCUUUCGUCCAGGGUGCAGAAUCUGGACUCCAUAGUGCGACCUGCCGACCGGGAUCUGCCUGUGGUGAAUACCCGCGGCGAUGUGCUCUUUAACUCCUGGAAGGGCAUCUUUAACGGACAGGGCGGAUUCUUCUCGCAGGCGCCGCGAAUUUACAGUUUUAGCGGAAAGAAUGUCCUUACGGAUCCACUAUGGCCGCUCAGACUGGUCUGGCAUGGUUCUCUGCCGAAUGGAGAGCGCUCCAUGGACACCUACUGCGAUGCCUGGCACUCGAGUUCCCAUGAGAAGUUCGGCUAUGCCAGCAACCUAUUGGGCAACAAGCUGCUCGAUCAGGAGCGUCAACCGUGCGAUGGCAAAUUGAUUGUGCUCUGUGUGGAGGCGCUGUCACAGGAUCGGCGGAAAAAGCGUGACCUCAGCAGUCACAGUCACAGUUCUGGUCACAGCGAACUGGAGUUCAGCACGGCCGAGGAGUACGGCGAAUAUUUAGACAAUUUACUGCUGUAAGACGCGCACCUCGAGAGCACCCAGCAACCCUGAAGAACGAGUGGCGGGAGCAGGAACGGGAACGGGAACGGUAACUGGAACUGUAGCGAGAAUGUUCGCAAUAUAUAAAUAGCAAGACCAUUGUCAUUACAAAUACCAUUACAACACAGUCACAGCCACAGCCAUACACUCACUCACAAAAGUAUACACUUACACUCACACAACAUUACAUUAAAUGUAAACGUAAAUCAUGGCCAUGCAUAUAAUCAGCGAAUUCCAAACUAAAACCAAAAAAUACUCAAGUAAGCGACGAAUGGACGGAUAAACAAUUGCAUAGUAAAAUACGAGUACAUAUAAACGAGUACUAGUACUCAUAAAUAAUUAUUGAUAAAUAGGUUGAUAAUAUAUAAUAUAUAUAUAUAUAUAUAAUUUGUAUAAUCUAUAAUCUGUAAUUUGUAAUAUUCUUUUGUUCAGACAGGCAACAAAAAAGAACUUUUGUAUUCGUAGUUGUAGCCACUAAACUAAGCUAAUUUUGUAAUUUAGUCACAGCGAAGGCAAAGGCCGUUUAGGUUAGUCUCGAUAAGAACUUGAAGAAAACUAUCAAUAUUGAGGCCAAGCGAACCAACCAACCAACCAACCAACCAAUUAAUUCUUCUUCUGACAGCAUACUUACUGGCCAAAUUAGACUCCUAUCUCCAUUGUAUGUAGAUGCAGCCGAGGAUCGAAGCGAAGAUACAUUAUCACAUACGCUGUAUACGUGUAUAAAUGUGUUUUGUCAAAGACUUCUAAAUGUGUAAAUGUUUAAGCUACUCGUAAACAGCAACAAUAACAAUAAUAAAGAGAAAACAAAAAACAUUUUAAGCCACCCACUCCUUCAAACCGUUUUUAACUAUCGCAUGCAACAUUCAACAUCUGACUCUAAUGAUAAUUUUGUUUUAUGCCAAUUUUCUAUUACCUUAAACUAUGUAAUAAAAAUGUAUCUAUUAUUAUGUAGUCAGAUUUUCUACAUUGAAAUACUCGUUGUUAGAAGUGUAAAACCUUUUUUAUAUGAACGCAACUUAAUUAUAUUUGGCAGUAAAAUGCAAUAACAAAUACAUAUGCACACACACAUACACACGUAUGCAUAUGUUUGUAAUGUAACUUAUUGUAAUUCUAGUACGAAUACUUAAUGGUUAACUCAAUUACGAGUACUUCAACGAGUGCUUGCAACAUUCUAGUUAGUUAUACAUACAUAUGCACAUACAUAUUCACAUUGUAUGUCCGAGUAUGUAUUUUCUUUUGCAUUUAAUUAAUGCAUUUCCACAUACAAUUUUGUAAUGUAAUUAAUUGUAAUUGUAAUACCGACUAAGCGUAUAAUUUUAUUUAAAAAAAAAAAACUUACACAAAUUGGGUCGCAGUUAGUCCCAAGAAGCUACAUACACAUAGUCUAUAAGUAUAUUAAAUACAUACAUACAUUUGAAUGAUGCAAA